Messenger RNA from Rubroshorea leprosula, 1211 nucleotides. The record is from the annotation of a GenBank genome assembly. NCBI's taxonomy places the organism in Eukaryota, Viridiplantae, Streptophyta, Magnoliopsida, Malvales, Dipterocarpaceae.
AAGUAUUCAGAUCUCUGUUUGGCAUGGCCGCGUUCGCCUCAUGAUUUUGUAAAGGUAGAUCUUCCUCCUCUUCGCAAGGAUUCAUACGCUUGGACAUACAACUUGAUUAAGGUACGAGGUUCAGACGUACAAUGGCUUAAUUUGCUUAACACUUUUAGAUCGCUAUCUUAUUCUGUCAAACAUGGCAACCAAAGAUUACCACAUCACCUCAAUCCCAUCAUUGCCUGUGUAUAAAAGCAACAGGACUAAAUCUCGGUUCUUUUAUGGGUUCGGGUUUGAUUCACUUAAUGAUGAUUACAAGGUGGUGAUCUUUGUCCGGUGUAAGUAUGGAGAUGAUGUUUAUGCGGAAACAAGAAUUUAUAGCUUGAGACAUAAUGCAUGGAGCAAAAGCAGACGUACUGAAGUUAAUCAGAGAAAACUAUUUCCUCUAAUUUGCUCCUUCAAUUCUUCAUUGGAUGCUCCCAAUGGAGUGGUUGCUUCUAGUGCUCUCCAUUGGCUGGCAGGCUCUUAUCCUCAUAAUAACACGUUAUCUUCAAGUUUCAUCCUUGCAUUCGAUCUUGCUUCCGAACAAUUUCGCGAGAUGCAAUUGCCUGACCAUGUCCGGGAACAACAAGAAAUUCAAAUAAGAGUAAAGAGAGAAAGGUUCAUUGAGUUUACUCGGGUUGUAGUCCUUGGAGGGUAUCUUUGUGUGUCAAGUAGAGAUUGCUUUGAGAACCCAUUCUUUGAUAUAUGGGUCCUGAAGGAUUACAAGAUUCAUGAUUCUUGGACUAAAUUUUGUCGGAUUAUGUUGCAUGACAAGACUGUGAGUUCUCUUAUUCCAGUACUAGCCUAUAAUCGCAAUAAUCUUAUGUUAUUAGAGAUUUAUCGCAGCUUCCAUUGCUAUAAUAUACAAAAGCGACGAUUGAAUUAUCUUCCGAAUUUUUAUCCUGGUUUGUAUACAACAGUGAUUUGUUUAGGAACCCUUGUUUCCAUAAGUGCUUAUAGAGCUUUGUGGAAGAAAGGCAACAGAGCAAGGGGAAGAAAAAGAUCAAGAGAAUCAAGGGACGACAUUAAUGUGCAAAGCCAAUUUGAUGCUCGUUAACAGGCUGAGGUUAAUGAAGCCUUAAUGUAUUUCUUUAUUUUUCAGAAAAAGUUUAAUUGGAUUCAGUCUAAAGGUUAGUUCUCCGCUUGUAUUAAUAUUUUCUUCUUCAUAAUAGAAUUUUUACUUUGCG